This is a messenger RNA of Eimeria mitis, 726 nucleotides long. RefSeq lists its product as uncharacterized. Lineage: Eukaryota; Apicomplexa; Conoidasida; Eucoccidiorida; Eimeriidae. Bases 1 to 726 code for a protein of 241 amino acids. The transcript is spliced from 5 exons. The record is from RefSeq and is a predicted model, not a curated record.
AUGGCUUCUUUCUACAGGACGGCAACAGCAGUGUGCCUCGUCGCACUCGGUGUGCUCCAAUCCCAGGCACAAGGGAAUAAUACAACAUAUAAAUUUACAGUAGUGGAUGUAGAUGAAGACGCCUACUUGUCCGCCAACUUGGCCCGUAAUGGGAAGCUCCCAGUUCACAUCAGUGAGGUCACAAAGGACGAAAGCCUUGUCACUCAGUUGACGGGAGAAGUAACAAAAGCAACAGCCGAAGUAGAGCCCGAUGCGGAGGGCUGCACUGCAUUGAUAACCGCCGAACUGAAGGAGCGCUUCCAUUACUCUUUCGAGCACGAACCCCAGUCAGAGGACAGUAUCGACUACCGUCAAUUACUGCAGAAAGCCCUUGACGCAGGAUUGGAAGUCUUCAACACUGCAAUCGGGUGCGUCGUUGGGAGGUGUACCACAGUAGUAACUUCGGCCGACGCGGACGUAGUUAAAGAUGGAGAAGGAGGUUCAGUUGCACCGAAAGAAACUUUAACAAAGGAUGCGGUACUUUUCUGCGAUCUCAAACCGGCGGCUGCAAAGGAGUCGGUCCCCUUUGAUGAGGAGUAUUUCAACGGACUUAUAGAACGAACCACUCAAUUAAAAGAUAUGACAAAAGACGACCUGAAGAAUUCUGUUGGAAAUGGCCCUGUAGCAACGGCCUCUACCAUUCUAAUUGCCGGUUUGGUUGCUAUGCUGACAGCCGUCUCUGCCUAG